Molecule: messenger RNA, 1416 nt
Organism: Anolis sagrei ordinatus
Lineage: Eukaryota; Metazoa; Chordata; Lepidosauria; Squamata; Anolidae
Gene: CCDC89
Product: coiled-coil domain containing 89
Source: RefSeq, a predicted model, not a curated record
GCCAUGGAGAUGCAAACUCCAGAGGACUGUGAGACCGAGAAUGGCCAAAGAAUAAAGGCUUGCAAUAGACCAGAACAGAUGUAAUGAGGUCUACAGGCACCUGUCAAGCAUGUUAGUUCUGUGAUAUCAUGCCUUGUGAUAUCACAGAAUUCUUAGAACGUUUCCACCAACGGUCAUUUCAACUUCAUCUCAGAUGUGCCUUAGAAAAAAAAGUGCUGAAGAUCUUUAGUUUGGAGCACUGAGUGCCAGCAACAGUUCCCCAACAUGCCUCAGGAUGAGAAGAAUCCAGAAAUGGGUUUUCCAAAUACAAUCCCAACAGAGGAAGAAGGAGAUCUCGUAGAGUGGAAUGUGGGAGAGCCCUUUGAGGCCUUGGAGAAACUGCAAAGUCUCACCAGUGAGGAGAAAGGAGAGAAAGCCAUGCUGCGUGCACGCAUCCAUGAGCAAUCUCAACUGAUCUGUAUCCUGAAGAAGCGAGCGGAUGAACAUCUCUUGCGCUGCAAGACCCUCGAACAGAUCAAUACGGAGCUGGAAGAGAUGAGGAUGGCGGAUGCCCUCCAAUUGGAGACUCAAACCCGACGUAUUCAGCAGCUGGAAGAACGUUUUAUGGACUUGGCUUCCAACCACGAGGACAUGAUCCACUUCAAAGAUGAACACAAACGGCAGAACGUACAGCUGAGGGAAGAAAAUCAGCGUCUGCGCCAGGAGAACCAAAACCUCUUCAACCAGCCUUUGAAAGAGAGAGAAGCAGAGCUGGAGCAGGUCACAUCUGAGCUGAAGAUGCUCUCUGAGGAAAUGGCUUCCUUGAAGGAAAGUUACACGCAGGACAGUCGGCGGGCUCAGGAACGAGAGAAGGAGCUUCUAGAAGCGCAGAGCCAGGAAGCCAGAGUUCAUGCUGAGGAAAUGAAGUCCCUGAGAAGCCAACUGGAAAUCCUUGGGGAGAAACACUAUCAUGUCACCGAGGAGCUGAAGCAAACAGAAAAGCAGCUGAAGGAAAGCGAGAGCAACUUGCAGGCCAAGCUUGAGAAGGUGAUCAAGGAGAAAGAGGAGCUGCUGAAGCUGGCCAUAGAUCGAGGCAAGGCAUUGCAAGAAAGGCAAUGUGAGAUCGUGCAACUAGAGAAGAAGGUGGAAGAGAUGGAGAAAGCCAAACUGGAAGCGGAACAGCGCUUUGAGAUUGAGGCCGCCGUGGUGGACAGUUGCCUCCGGGUGCGGGACCUGCAGCAUCAGUUGGGCCGAGCACAGCAAGCGUAUGCCGAACUCCGGAUGCAUUUUGAAGCUUACAAGAAGCACAGCACAGAGCUGCUCACGAAGGAGAAAGAGUUAAAUGCCAAACUGCGGCAUUUCAUGGCAUAGGUCUUGGUCGCCUGCUAAACCAAGCCGUAAUAUAAACCUUUCUUUAUAAUAUUUAAAACAUAAUAA